GAGCAGAGAGUGAAGGGGAGCCAGGAAAGGCGACCUGUGUGCAGGGUGUGGGGUGGGCAUGGGCAGGGUGCGCAGAUGACAAGUGGGGUGUGUCUCUGCACCCACAUUCUGAGCCUCCUGCUCUUCUGCAAGGUGGAGAGGAUCCUGCGCCAGGCACUGUCUGUCCCAGGGCUGGCGGCCAUGUCUGCAGUUGUCAUCCACAAUGACACCGUGCUCUGGACUGGGAACUUUGGGAAGAAGAAUGGCUCGGACCCAGCUUCUGGCCCCCCCAAUGAGUACACCAUGUACCGGAUCUCCAGUGUCUCCAAGAUCUUUCCAGUCCUCAUGCUGUACCGCCUGUGGGAGGAGGGUAUCGUAGCCUCUCUAGAUGACCCUUGACGGUAUGCCAGCUCCUUCACUAUUAACAACCCGCUGGGCAUGGCACCAGCCCCCAAACAGCAGAGCCUGAUGGAUGGGCUGGAGGAGGUGGGCCCAGCCCCAAGGCCUUCGCCCAUCACCUUCUGAAGGAUAGCUCUCAGGUGAAUGGCUUUGAACUUACCUGGGCUGCCCCGAAGGCUGCGAUCCACUUCGCUGCUAUGGAAGGGCAGCACCCAGGAGGCCCUGAGCCUGCUCAAGGAUGAUGUGCUGGUGGCGGACCCAGGAACCAGGUGCCAUUACAGCACGCUGGCCUUCUCGCUUCUGGCGCACGUCCUGGCAGCCCACACGGCCCAGGGUGACUACCAGCGCUGGGUCUCCGAGAACGUGCUGGAGCCGCUGGGGAUGGCAGACACCGGCUUCGACCUCACCCCUCCGGUGCGCGACUUGGCGGCGGGCUUCUACGAUGUCAUUGCCCCAUUUCACAGACAUGAAAAUGAGGCGUGCAGCAAUUAUGUGACAUCUCCACAGAAACUGAGCUAA
Messenger RNA from Myotis davidii, 897 nucleotides. RefSeq names its product lactamase beta like 1 (gene LACTBL1). The record is from RefSeq and is a predicted model, not a curated record. NCBI's taxonomy places the organism in Eukaryota, Metazoa, Chordata, Mammalia, Chiroptera, Vespertilionidae.